GAGAGAGAGAAAAGCUUUUGAUAAGAGAACUUGUUCGUCGAAAGUCAGAAGACACUUUCACACCGUCAACAUGGUCCAGUGGACAGAUGCCGAGCGUGCUGCCAUCAAAUCCCUGUGGGCAAAGAUCGAUGUGGGUGAGAUCGGACCCCAGGCUUUGGCCAGGCUUUUGAUCGUGUAUCCAUGGACUCAAAGACACUUCUCAAGCUUCGGCAACAUUUCCACCAACGCCGCCAUCCUCGGGAACGACAAGGUGGCCGCGCACGGCAAGACAGUGAUGGGUGGGCUGGACCGAGCUGUGAAGAACUUGGACGACAUCAAGAACGCUUACACCCUGCUGAGCCAGAAGCACUCUGAGCAAAUCCAUGUGGAUCCUGAUAACUUCAGGCUUCUUGCUGAGUGCAUCAGUGUGUGCGUGGGUGCCAAGUUUGGCCCCAAAGUCUUCAACGCCGAUGCCCAGGAGGCCUGGCAGAAGUUCCUGGCUGUGGUGGUCUCCGCCCUGGGCAGACAGUACCACUGAGGCUCCGGAGACGCAGACGUGCUUCUAAAACGUCUCAUGUCCUGUCGCGUGGCUGCCGCCAAAUCCCCCAAAAUAAAAACAAAACCCUCAAAUCAAA
This is a messenger RNA of Acanthopagrus latus (yellowfin seabream), 614 nucleotides long. RefSeq names its product hemoglobin subunit beta. Gene Ontology annotation, biological process: oxygen transport; hydrogen peroxide catabolic process. The coding region runs from base 71 to 517 and encodes 148 amino acids. Gene Ontology annotation, molecular function: oxygen carrier activity; organic acid binding; oxygen binding. Gene Ontology annotation, cellular component: haptoglobin-hemoglobin complex; hemoglobin complex; blood microparticle. Lineage: Eukaryota; Metazoa; Chordata; Actinopteri; Spariformes; Sparidae. The transcript has 3 exons. The record is from RefSeq and is a predicted model, not a curated record.